Messenger RNA from Sitophilus oryzae (rice weevil), 504 nucleotides. Its product is annotated as activity-regulated cytoskeleton associated protein 1-like. The record is from RefSeq and is a predicted model, not a curated record. Lineage: Eukaryota; Metazoa; Arthropoda; Insecta; Coleoptera; Curculionidae. The coding region runs from base 1 to 504 and encodes 167 amino acids. The transcript has 2 exons.
AUGGAUGCUAUUCCAGGUCCUUCAAACUCGAUGCCACCAGGGAGAAGAUCUCCAAACGAUAUAGAAACCUUCAAAGACUGCUCAAGAGUGUCCGACGCGAACGCUCUGCGUGGUUUAUCUAUGCUACUCGAUGAUUUUGCCGCUACGUGGUGGUACGGAGUAAAAGACACUGUCGCAACAUGGGAAACUGCUCUCGAUCUUUUACGUUUAACUUUCGGUCCAAGAAAACUAGCAUAUCUUGUAUGUCGGGAAAUAUUUUCAAAUGAACAAGAUAUUAGAACACCUUCUGAUGUAUUUAUCUGUCAAUCACGUUCAUUGCUUGCGCAACUUCCAGCCAAUACCCUAACCGAGUCGACGCAGAUUGAUAUGAUUUAUGGCUUGUUACAUAAACGAAUACGAGAAAAAGUACCUCGAGAUAAAGUCCCUACUUUUAACGAAUUACUUAAAGAAUGUGGCAUGGUAGAAGAAACGUUUGUUGAUCAUUUUGACAUCAGGCCUUUAUAA